AUGGCCGAAGUCGGAGAACCCGUUGUUCUUUCUACUCCUGCUGAAUCUGGUGAGUUUUUUCGUCUAUCCUUCAUUGUGUUUGUGUUUAUGUUUUUGAACUUUGCUGUUGUAAGCAAACCGAGAGAGAGUACGACUGACCCUGAAUUUACCAUAGUGACAGACGAAAUCAAGAACGGACUCACCGUUGCUGCUCUCCCCGCGGAAGUCGAGGAUGCGCUUGCUGCACUGUCCACAAAGGAGGAAGACCCCGUAAAAGAUAUCAAGGAACCGGCCAAGUUUGAAGUCAAGGGCGAGUCGUCCGCAAAACAUACCGACCAAAAAUCAUCCGACGAUGCGCCAACAACCACCGCAGACGAUGUCGUUGUUCAGGCCGAUGAGCCAACCACAGAAGAAGCUCCCUCCACUGAGGACACCAAAGACAAAGCUGUAGAGGAACCUACAACAAUUUCUAAGGAUGCCCCAGAGGAGACAAAGACGGAGGAGGUAGCUGGCGAGACCACUGCUGAUGCUACGUCCGAGGAGCCUGAAGACAAAGCAGUUGAGGCAGGCCAAGAACCCGCUGCGGAUGCUGAUGUGAAGACCGACGAACCAGCAGAGGCAGAGCCUCAAGCAACUCCGGAAGUUGCAGCGGUGGCCGAGGAGGCCGCAGAGACUCCUUCCAAGGACACAGAAGAAGCCGCACCGGUUGUGGCCGAAGAGAAGACUGAAACUGAAGAAAAGCCUGCCGAGAUUGAGCUCAAGCUUGUUGAAGAAACGCCAGUGACUCAUGAAGAAAAGGCAUCUGUCGAAGAGGAGAAGGUUGUUGAACCACCUGCAGUUAAGGAUACCGCUGAGACUGAGGCAGCUGUUGUGGAAGCCACUGAGCCUGCGGUGGAAGAGCCUAUAAAGGAAAUCGUUGAUGCGGAAGUGCCCGAACCAACAGCCACAACUACCGCAGCUUCCGAGGAAGUUACCGAACCCCAGGCAGAGACGACUGGCACCGAGAUUCCCAUUGCCUCAGAAACUAUUGCAGAUGAUGUUCCGGAAUCGGAGGCUCAAGUAGAGGAAGAGGCCGUCAAGGACAUUGCACAAACUGAGACAGUUUCCGAACCAAUUGCAACAAUCGAGGAAGCCUCGGAGCCUGUUGCAGAGCUGAAGGCCGAAUCGACAGAUGCUGAAGUUCCUGCUGAAACAUCUCAGACAACACAUCCCGAACCAGAACCUUUAGUCAAGGAUGAGGUCGUUGAGGACUCCACCGAAGCUGAGAAAGAGGUUGAAGCUCCCACCACCCAUGAAACAGUCGACACCCCUCAGGAAGACGCAACCGAGAGCGCAGUUGUAGGGAAACCAGUUGAACCCGAGGUUUCUGACAUUGCGGAGCCAGUGAAGGAAUCUCCCGUUGACGAAAAUUCCGAGGAGGCUGUGCCUGAAAAGACUGAGUCUGAACCGACAGUGACUACUUCUGACGAACCUGCUCCCACUGAAACUGUGGAGUCUCCUGCUCUUGAUCAGCCCCAGGAAGCCGAAGCUGAAGCAGUGGAAGAGCCAGCCUCUGUUCCUGCUGAGGUUCCAGAAGCGCUCGUUGCUGAAACUGCGGAGGCCACCGAGGAGAGUGCUCCAGAGCCUGCGAAGGUCGAAGAAGAAUCAGCCACGGAGCCUGCAGCCGAAGUUGUAGAAGUCGCUGAAGAGAAGGAACCAGCUCCAGAACCUGUUGAGACGCCCUCGGAAUCCGUGCCUGCUGCGACCGAUGACACAGUAGUGGAGGCUACCAAAGACGAGCCUAAGGAAAUCGACGCCCACGAAGAMCCCGCCGCUGCCGAGCCUGAACCGGUGGCUACAUCUCCAGAGAUAUCUGAAGAACAAACGGUUGAGUCUGCGGAAAAGCCCACUGACGAGCCGGUUGAGGCAUUGGCUGAGCAGACGGAAGAGUCGCAUCAGGCGGCAGAUGUUUCUGAGGCUGCGGCCAUCGCUGAGCCAGAGCAAGUAGCGGUAGAGGAAUUGACUCCGGAGACAGCGCAAGUCGCUGAAGAGAAGGCCGAGGAAUCUACUCAAGCUUUUGACGUCCCCGUCGAUACAGCGACAGAGACUGCCGCUGUCGCUGAAGAGCCGGCUGCUGCUAUUGAAUCUGUCGAUGUUGUCGGAAAGACCGAAGAACCAAUCGACACGGAAGUGGCCGCGCCCGUUGCGGCCACUGAGGAACUAGUUCCUGAAUCAACCACUGAAUCAGCCGAGCCGACCGAAGCAACCAAGGAGCCUGCUGCUGAACCGACUGCUGCCACCGAAGAGUCUGUUAGUGCUACUGAAAAUGAAGCUGUCAAAGCAACUCCGGUUGAAGCAGUAUCUGCUGUUCUAAGCACCGAAUCGGAGAAGACGCCUGAACCUACCGCCGAGCCUGUCUCCGAGCCGAUUGUCGAGCCUGCCGCUGAGGCUAUUGAGAAACCUGUGUCUGAGCCUACCGAGACUGUCGAAGAAGCGGCUGUUGAGCAUACUGAAACUGUCACUGAAUCUGCAGAAGAACCGGCUGUUGAGGCCGCCGACGAAGCUGCAGCAGAAUCUACUGCAGAGGCCGUUACUGAAUCCUUUACCGAGCCUGUUUCUGAACAUGCCGAAACCGUCGCCGAACCAAUUGUAGAGGCCGCCGAUGAAGCUGCUGCCGAGACCACCACUGAGCCUGUUUCUGAAUCGAUUCCUGAACCAAUUGCUGAAACCACUGCAGAGGUUGUCUCAGAGCCUACAGAAUCUGCUGUCGAGCCUAUUUCAGAACCAGCCACUGAGCCCACUGAAUCUGCUGAUAAGUCUGUCACCGAACCAGUCACUGAAGCUGUUGCAGAACCUGUUGCAGAGACAGUUGUUGAACAUACAGAACCUGUCUCAGAGCCUGUUGCUGAGUCUGCUGAGCCUGCCGCUGAACCUAUCGCCGAAGCUAUUGCUGAACCUAUCGCUGAACCAAUUGCCGAAGCCGUUCCAGAACCUGCUGAGCCUACUGCUGAGCCCACUACUGAGCCGGAUACCCUUCCUAGUGAGGAAGUGCCCGCUUCUGAGCCCGUAGAGGAAUCUAUCAACGAGCCUUCUGCUAUCAAACCCGCUGAAGCUUCUUCUCAAUCCACCGCAGAGGCAGAGCCAGUUCAGGAAACAGCUGUGAGCGAGGAAGUCGCAGAGCCUGCGAUUGCCGAAGAUGCUGCUGCUCCCGUCAAUGAACCAGAGCCAGCUGCAGAGUCUGCGGAAGUUGAAUCAAGCGAAAAGGUUGCUCCAAGUGAUGUCAGGGAAGAACUUCCAGAAGAACCUGCCACGGACGCAGAGCCCGAAGCUGCUACCACCGAAACCAUAGCCGAGCACGCGGUUGCAACCGAAGCCGAACCUAUUGCUGAGGAGCCUGCCGCUGACAGCGCUCGGGAGGCUUUUGGAACAACUACAGAACCUGUCGUUGAUGCUUCUGAAGAAAGCAAGGAAGGGACUACAGCAGAGGAAAAAAGUACUGAUGCUGUCGAAGCCACCGUUGCUGACAAGGCGGCAGAAGAGCAGUCCCGCGAGGCCAAUGAACAGUUGACCAAUGAAGAGCCUGUUGCUCUCUCUGACGAAGCCACACCGUCGGCUCCCGCCGCAUCAGCAGACUUUGGCGAGAUUCUUGAAGAAACAACAGCCGAGGCUCCUGUAGAGGAUUCUGAAGAACUCGUCCAAGCCAUUGACGAAACUCCUGUUGAGGCUGCCACUGAGACUCCGGUAGAUUCUGUUGAAAAACAMCCCGCCGAGAUCGCUGAAGAGCCUACCGAAAAACAGGUCACCGAACCGGUUGAGGAAGUCCCAGUCGAAGCAAUCCCUACAGAAGCUACUACAGAGGAGCCUGUUGAGACUGUUGCCGAAACUGCUGCGGAGCCCGCCUUUGAGGAAGUUACCGAACUAGCUGAGGAGACCCCGACUGAAGCACCCUUCGCAGAGACUGUUACAGAUGAGCCUGCCCAGACUGUUGAAGGUACUCCUGUCGAGAGUGUUACCGAGACUGCCGCAGAGGCCCCCGAGCCGGUGGAGGAAACUCCAGUUGAGGAGUCUCCUGAAGAAACUGCUGCAGAACCUGCUGUUGAGGAGGUUGUCGAACCAGUUGAGGAAACCCCGGCUGAAGUCGCUGCUACAGCGCCUACCGAAGAAGAACCUGCUCAAGUUGUGAAGGAAACUCCUAUUGAGGCUGUAGCCGAGCCGGCUGUUGAACCCGCUGAGGAACAACCUGCUGAAAUUACCGAAGAGACUGCUGGGGAACCUUCCGCGGAGGCUACCGUUGCAGAGGUCGAAGAAGCCCCGGUUGAAGCGACCGCAGAACCUGCCGUCGAAAAGGUUCUGGAAGAGGUUGCCGAAACCCCAGUUGAGGCUAUCCAAGACACCCCUGUAGAGUCUGUUGAAGAAGAUGUUACAAAGACUGUCGACGAAUCCCCUGUGGAGGCAGUAGCUGAAACCUCUGCCGAGCCGGCUGAAGAGGAGACUCCCGUCGUGGCUGAAGCUGAAGCCCCCGUUGAGUCCGCCCAGAUCGAGGCGGAAAUACCUGUUGAGACUGUUGAGACGUCUGCAGCGCCUGCAGAAGAAGAUGUUGCCGAGACUGUAGAAGAGACUCCCGCAGAGCCUGCAGCAGCAGCAGAAGAAGAAGAAGCUGCCGAGGUCGUUAAAGAAACCGUGGUUGAGCCUGGUGAAGAAAAGCCUGCAGAGCCUGUUGCGGAAGAGACCGUCAAGGAAGUGGAAGAAGCUCCAGAAGCAGAAAUAGUUGAAAUCACGGAGCCUACGGAGAAUGUGGUGGAGGCUGCUCAGGGGUCAGCUGCUGAAGUUCCGUAUGUCUUAGAAGAGCAACCCGCUCAGUCUACUGAUGCGCCAGUAGAGGCAACUCAAAAGACCGAGUCGCCCGCUGUCGCAGACCAACAGUCAGUGGCCGAAGAGGUUCCAGCUCCAGUAGCUGCUGAAGUUACUGAGCCAGUCAAUGCAUCUGAGGCGGUCGUUGCUGAGGUCGAGAAGCCAGAGGAGGAAGUCACUCCGAGCGCAGAACCGGGUGAGGAGCUUUUGGCUAAGUCAAUCGAGGAGGUUCCGGCUCAUGCAGAAGAAACUGCUGUUGAAGCUCAACCCGAGACUACGGAAGACUCACACGACACCGCAGCGAUUCCCGCUGCUACUGAAGAGAAGGAAGAUGAUCACACAGUCACUGAGGAGGCUGCUGUUGCCGCCGGUGCGGCAGCAGCAGUUGGACUUGGGGCUGUUGCAGCAGCAGCAGGUACUUCCGAAGAGACUUCAGAAGAGCAACCCGCGGAAGCCAAAGAUAUCUUUAAGGACGCUGCCAAAGAGAUUACUCCUGUUGAAGAAACUUCAUUACCCGAAGUUGUUGAAAGUGCGGAAGCUGAGCCCUCAAGCCUGCCAGAAGAUCACACCGAGUCAACGGUAAAGGAUCUUGCUGUCAAUGGAAUUCACUCAAGCGAUGAACACCCCAUCGAAGUAUCGACCACCAAAGAGAUCGAGACUGAAACAACUCCUGUUGAAGCGCCCAUUGAAGCCUCUGCCGUCAAGGAUGUCCAUAUCGAAGCAAUUCCAGAUAAAGAGCAUCCCACCGAGGCUUCUACCGCCGAAGAGGUGCAGACAGAAGCACCUUUAGUCGAAGAUGCUGCUCCAACUUCCGAAAAAGUGUCCGAAACUGACCCCAUAGCCAAGGGUGCAGGUAUUGGUGCUGGGGAAAUUGCCGGCAUUGUUGGUGGCGCUGGCGUUGUAGCGGCUGCGGCAGUGGCUGCUGGUCAUUCGUUGACUUCGACGCCAAAGGAAUCACUGACAAAAGAGAUUCAUGUCCAGGCAGACAAAGAGCAUCAAUCACCAGCUGUUCAUAUCAUCGAGCCUUCAGCAAGUGACUCGAAGCCUGCAGAGGUGCCGCACGAUAUUCGUUCGCCACCUACUCCGGAGCCCGAGGCAGAUGCGGCACUUCAAUUGCUGGCCAAGGACCGAGAAACGCUUCUAAACCAGCUUGGCGGCUCGGUCUCUGCAGUCAAUCUUCUCAGCAGCGACAAGAAGUCUUCUGAUCUAGGGGCUCGGGUUGAAUCAUUCUGCGAAGAAGACGAACAUCUCACAGCUGCUAAUAGGUCCGCGCCAAAUGCAGAUGCUGCUGCUGAAGACCACGAAGUCUCACAAAUCAUAUCUGAAGAGACCGCCGAUACCGAACCAACUGCCACCAAACCAGACGAAGAAACCAGAUCUACAGGUGCUCGAUCGGCAACAGCUCUGUCCUUGAAGUCUGGCAAUUGGUUCACAGCUUUAUUCCGUACCAUUUGGGCGUCGAUCUUUGGCGGACUUUUCGCUGGAAUCCGCCGAAAGAAGGAUUCCAACUGA
Talaromyces amestolkiae is the source of this 6321-nucleotide messenger RNA. RefSeq lists its product as uncharacterized. The record is from RefSeq and is a predicted model, not a curated record. Lineage: Eukaryota; Fungi; Ascomycota; Eurotiomycetes; Eurotiales; Trichocomaceae. The transcript has a single exon. Bases 1 to 6321 code for a protein of 2106 amino acids.